AUGGCCUCGGCUGGAAGGGAUACGCAGGCCUGGAGAUGGCGAGAUAUUCUCCCCCAAUCUCUGGCUGGCGCUUUUCCUGAAGAUCCUCAGCCUCAUACAGAACCCGAUGAUGCUACUGGAAGUGCAACAAACAGCAGCCAUGAUCAUCACUACCCUCCACGUACAUGCCGUAUUUGCUUGGAGACAGUUUACCCGACUUCAGAGCCUCCGUCCGAACACUUGCCUAAGUUCCUCCAGUCCAAACCUCGCGUCCGUUAUGUGUCUCCGGACCCGGAGUUUGGCCGAUUAUUGCGACCUUGCAAAUGCAAAGGAUCAUCUCUCUAUGUCCAUGAGGGUUGCUUACAGUCAUGGCGACAUGCCGAUGCGCGGUACGGAGCCAGAAAUUACUAUCAAUGCCCUACUUGCAGCUUUAAGUAUCGAUUCGAAAGAGUAGUAUGGUCUCGGUGGAUUACUAGCACCAUGACCCAGCUUCUCCUCACAUCAUCAAUUUUGUUAUUUACCAUUUUUUUACUCGGUUUUGUUGCUGACCCUAUUAUAAAUCUUUAUCUUGACCCUCUGGAUACCAUUAUUGGUGCUGAAUACUGGGAUUCGACUCAGAUUGUGGACCUGCCAGAUUUACACGACAGAGAUUCUUGGGCGGACCAUUUCUUCAAGGGCCUCGCCUCUUUAGGGGUGUUGUCCUUUGCCAAGGCUAUUCUCGCAGUGUCUCCCUUUCGUUGGUGGCGUCUGGGUGGCCCAGGCUUUGGCAGCAGUCGCGGUCGAAGAACUGGUCGAGACCGAGUAGCUUCGGUUGGCUGGCUGGUCAUCCUCGUAGGUGUCGGGACGUUUCUACUAGCUGUAUACAGAGGCGUACGGCACUGGGCCCGCAAUACAUUAGAAAAAGCCAGUGAACGUGUCUUGGAUGUCCAAGGAGACGAUGACGAGGCCGAGCACGCCGACCCUUCGCCUGAGACUUCCGAUCAAGAUAAGAAAGAAGAAUAA
Molecule: messenger RNA, 981 nt
Organism: Talaromyces rugulosus
Lineage: Eukaryota; Fungi; Ascomycota; Eurotiomycetes; Eurotiales; Trichocomaceae
Exons: 2
Coding region: 1-981 (326 amino acids)
Molecular function (GO): zinc ion binding
Source: RefSeq, a predicted model, not a curated record